Carassius gibelio (silver crucian carp) is the source of this 6924-nucleotide messenger RNA. RefSeq names its product inactive ubiquitin carboxyl-terminal hydrolase 54. The record is from RefSeq and is a predicted model, not a curated record. The coding region runs from base 728 to 5386 and encodes 1552 amino acids. Lineage: Eukaryota; Metazoa; Chordata; Actinopteri; Cypriniformes; Cyprinidae. Gene Ontology annotation, molecular function: cysteine-type deubiquitinase activity. The transcript has 23 exons. Gene Ontology annotation, biological process: protein deubiquitination.
CACACUCCGUCGACUCGACACCUGAGACGCCAAACAUCGCGAGAGUUGGUUGCCUUGGCUGCAGCACAGUGACGCUGAGGAACGUUUAAGGUUUAGCGGCAGAAAAUAACAGAUUUUUACUCUGCUGACCAGCCAGGGGGAGGAUGCAUGUGGCAAGUGCCCUGUCCCUUUAAAAAAACAGGAAGGUGGGAGGAGCUUCCUGAGGAAACAGGUGUGUGCUGAUAGGGAUAGGGAUGAUGUCAUUGUUUCAGAAUCACCUGGAAAAACCUGCAUGAUGUCAGCACGAUAUACACAUUACAGCUGCUCAUGACCGGAUCACAGAUGUCUGCCAGACAGACGCUAUACACAGUGUUGUGAAGAUUCACACUUACUUACAACAGGACGAGACACUUGCCGUCAAUCUGCACACUGUUGCUUCUGUUUAAGGGCUGUAGUGAAGAUCACCCCACCUCCCACAACCCAGAAUGCUGAGUAUAGCUGUGUGAAAUUCCACAACCAAAUCCUAGAGAGCAGUUAACAAGGCCGAGAGACGGCAUUUGCUUUUUCUGUCUGAUGAAAGAUGACAACAAGAAGCCAGCGCCCUUGGAUAAACAUUUUCCCAGAACUAAUAUUUUUUUAAAACUAUUCUCUAAUCUCUUCUUACAUCUUUUGAAUACAAUGCUAAUGCAUUUCCCCUCAACUUUGGAAAGAUGAACUUGGGUUUCAAGCGAUAUUGAUUUUCUCCACCAUGUCAUGGAAAAGAAACUACUUUGCAUCUGGCAGCAGUGGCUUACAGGGUAUAUUCACCCCACGAACCAUGACAUCAAUCGCCCCCAGCAAAGGGCUCAUCAAUGAGCCGGGACAGAACAGCUGCUUCCUGAACAGCGCUCUCCAGGUCCUCUGGCAUCUGGAUAUCUUCCGGCGAAGUUUCCGGCAGCUCACCACACAUAAGUGUAUGGAGGACUCAUGCAUCUUCUGCGCUCUGAAGAGCAUUUUUGCGCAGUUCCAGUUUAGCAGUGAGAAGGUGCUGCCCUCUGAUGCUCUCCGCUGCGCUCUGGCCAAAACCUUCCAGGAUGAGCAGCGAUUCCAGCUCGGCAUUAUGGACGACGCCGCUGAGUGCUUCGAGAAUAUCCUCAUGAGGAUCCACUUUCACAUCUCUGAUGAGACCAAGGAGGACAUCUGCACAGCCAAACACUGCAUCCCUCACCAGAAGUUUGCCAUGACACUCUUUGAGCAGUGUGUGUGCGGCAAAUGUGGAGCCUCCUCAGACCCCCUGCCCUUUAUUCAGAUGGUCCACUACAUCUCCACCACCUCUCUGUGUAACCAGGCAGUGCGGAUGCUGGAGUGCCGGGAGAAGCCCACCCCAGACAUGUUCGGAGAGCUGCUGAGGAACGCAAGCACUGUGGGAGACCUGCGCAACUGCCCGCAGAGAAAGCACGGUUCCAAUACUUUCUCUGCUGUGGAGUCGAGACAUUUGCAAAUGUGUGUAUAUGUUCCUCUCCCUUUUUCUCCUGUACAGGGCAACUGUGGAGAGAAGCUCCGUAUACGACGUGUCCUGAUGAACUCCCCGGAGAUCAUCACCAUUGGCCUGGUGUGGGACUCAGACCACUCUGACCUAGCAGAAGACGUCAUUCAUAGCCUGGGCACCGUCCUGCGGCUCGGAGAUCUGUUCUACCGAGUGACAGAGGACAAGGCCAAACAGGCGGAGCUCUACCUUGUAGGCGUGGUCUGUUACUAUGGCAAACACUACUCUACUUUCUUCUUCCAAACCAAAAUCCGCAAGUGGAUUUACUUCGAUGACGCUCAUGUGAAAGAGAUUGGGCCCAAGUGGAAGGAUGUGGUGUCCCGUUGUAUAAAGGGGCAUUACCAGCCGCUGUUGCUGCUCUAUGCUGACCCCAGGGGGACGCCAGUGUCAGCUCAGGAUUUGGCUUCUCGUCUAGACCUUCAUCACUACACUAAAGCAUACUACGACAGUGAGGAUUCAGGCCGUGAGCCGUCAAUUUCCAGUGACACACGGACAGACUCCUCCACAGACAGCUACAGCUAUAAGCAUUCACACUCCCACCACGAGUCUAUGGCCUCCCACUUCUCCUCUGACUCCCAGGGAACUGUCAUCUGUAACCCAGACAACGACUCGGCCUCCCACAGCAGCCUAGAAACCACAGGCCCUGACAGCGAUCAAGUGCAGCGCCACACUCUCAGAAAAGACGGGGUCUUAGACAGAAAGGGAGGAGUUUUGGACCGAAAACGGAGUGCUAGCAGACCACGAAAAUUUGAGGCCCGGGGUGAUUCAAGGAGUCGUUGCUCUAAGACAGAUGAGGUGUUGUCUGCCGGCUACCACAGCGAAGGCGAGACUUUAAAAGAGCAGCAGGUUCCUCGUUCCCUGCCUAAACCUAGCUCCAGUCGACUUCGAGACUUUAAGGAGACUAUGAGCAACAUUAUCCAUAACCGGCCGCUUUCCGCAUCAUCCUCUGGCUCCGUUGGCCCACCCGACUUCACCGCUAAAGUCAGAGACUGGGAAGCUGACAGCACCAGCAGUGAGUCCAAAUCCAGCUCCUCUGGAGGGCGAUACCGUCCGCCCUGGAAGCCACGCCGUGAGGCCCUCAACAUCGACAGCAUCUUUAGCAGGGAGCGCCGCAAGCAGGCCGGGUACAGUCAGCUCAGCGCUCUCUUGUCUGAAGACACUGGGCCUCAGGGGGACUUGGAGACAUCAUUGGAACAGACCACCUUUCGAGACCUGCCGGGACCCCUGAGACGAGGAUCAGAGCAGCCCCCGCGGCUUAUCCAGAGGAUGGAGAGCGGCUAUGAGAGCAGUGAGAGGAACAGUAACAGCCCAGUCAGCCUCGACAUGCCUGUUAGCGAGGGCACCAGUAAUGGAACACACAGCUUACAAGAGGCAGGAUUGAAAAAGCCUCCACCUGAUGUCAGCCCAUCAUGGAAGACUGUAACCAAAUCCAAAAGCAGCAGUGCUCUACUGCAGGAUGUCAAAGCAUCAGUCAAGGGCAGCAGUCACAUGAGUCUAGCAGGUGAGGGCCGCAGUGAACUGGAUGAGCUACAGGAGGAAGUAGCUCGCCGGGCCAAGGAGCAAGAGUUACAGAAGCGAAAGGAAAAGGAGAAAGAGGCGGCUAUAGGCUUCAAUCCCAAACCCAGCAAGUUCAUGGAUCUGGAUGAGCUCCAGAAUCAAGGGAAAGGGGAAGGCUUUGAGAGGUGUGUGUUGGAAGCAGAGUCUCUGUUAGACCAGUCUCUGAGGUUGGAACAGGCAGGAGAGGUGGCUGCUGCUCUGUCUGUGGUUAAUGAAGCAAUGUCUAAACUCAGGCAUACCUUGCAUGAGAGCAGCGCUAACGCUCAGGGCAGGAUGCAAAAGUGCAUGAGGAGAGCACGAGGUCUGCAGCAGCGCAUGCAGCAGCAGCAGGAACUGCAGCAGAAGCAACAGGAGGAAGAGAAGGAACAGAAACAGCCCCUCAGUGAGCAGUCUGUCCCGGUCCAAAUACUUCUGACAAAAGUUAAAGAAGAGGAUAAGAAGGCAGUUUCAGAAGAUGCAUUGAGACCACCAUCACCUCUCCACAUGAAACCUCAGUCUACAAAUAAACCGAUUUCUGAACCCCCCGGCCCUCCUGUCUCCUCCUACCAUACUGAAACACUUUUCCAGCAGCAAGACAAUGCAGAGGACAACUCCGGUCCUCUUACUGUGACAGAGAAUUCGCCAAACUCACAAACGUGGGGCCCCAGAGACCCUGUAACCACCACAAACUCUUUUGUAAAAACUGCUAGUAUGCGCAGUUCUGCCACUGUGCCUGUGAUCGCAGUAAAUGGCUGCGAGCCUCCCCUCAAAUCAUCGGCUCUUCUCAAUAUGCCCUGUAGUCCAUCUCAUUUCAGUGCCUGUCAAACACCUUCCGUUUCUGAUCACUCCAACUCUGGGGAUGGACUGCAAAACCCGCCUCGUCCUCUGUCUCUUCACGGCCUAACCCACACAUCCCACAGCCAUGCUUCUGAUGCCUGUCAAAAAUCACUCCCGGCACCCUCGCGGAAUUGGCCUUGUCGCAGUCUUGAACAUCCUGAUGGCAGUACUACUUUGAUGGAGUCCUCUCCAUACUCACCAGCAGACCUCCGCUCCCCUUUGUCCCCCUGUCCUCCGUCCCUGUCUUCACCAGCACAGGAUCAGCGUUCAGCCGGCCCUAUGCCCGUGGAGCGGUGGGCCCAGAAUGUCAAUCGAUACUACAACUCCCAGAAUUGUGCACCAUCGGGAUGUGGCUCACCCUGUGAGGAGCUGUCAGAGCUGGACUCACUUUAUCAGGCCAGCUUGAAGGCUCCCAGCAUGCCCCGAGCCCCACAGGGACCCAGCCCUCAGAUAGCCAACAGAUCAGGUCCCGCUGCUUCUCGUAAGCACAGCACUGGAUACUCUGCCACACUUGGUCGUUCUAAAACCCCCACAGCAGAGAUCGAGAGGAGUGCCUACAGGACGCCAGCAUACAGCACUAAAUCACUUCAGAGGCCUGUGUCUGCUGUGGCCUGUGAUGCACCACCGGGUGAGGAUGAAUCAUACAGUGCCGAGAACCUGCGACGGAUUGCACGGAGUCUGAGUGGGACUGUCAUUGGAGGACGGACUGAUGUACCCCCAUCUCGCAGCUUUGACCCUCAUGUCUCCAGGAUGUCCAAGCAUGUGAAUGUGCAACUCCCCACACGUCGCUCCAGCACUUCCCUGCAUGUUUUACCCCCUCCUUCCCACAAUCCUCCUAUGUUCCCUCAUGAACCACAACCCCAAUACCUUCACCCAAGCCACUGCCACCACCCUGCCCCUCCAUCACACCUGCACCAGCAGACACUGAAGCCCUCUCAUGGACAAAAAGGAGAUUGCCAAAAGGCCAACAAGUUUUUGGCUGUGCUUGACAGGGGUGAAACUUUCUCCCGUGAAAACUACCACAAUGUCGCAAUGAGCUACGGCACCCUUCCAAGGGCCCCCCGCAGGUCAGUUUCAUCUGGGCCCCCUGUGCAUCAAGCAAGACCGGGACCCCCAGCAGGCCCAGGCCCCCGGAACUACCCAGACGCAGCCUAUGCCACACUAUCCCACCCUCACCGCACUACAGCAUCAAAUAGGACGAUUGAUGGCUUUUACAGACAGCCUCAACAACAAUCAGCUUCAACCACCCCAAUCUCCUAUCACUCCAGCCAUCAUCACCCUAACCUUGAGCCGUCGACCCAACCCCUCCGCCUUGAUGUGCCCCCCGAGAGGGACUGGAGGGCUGCUAGGGACACUCAUGUCUUUCCCAGGACAGAACCACGGGGUGGGACAUCCCGUAGCCUUCCUGUUUAUAUCUGCGGGUUGUGCAAGCAAAACCCAGCUGAGCCCACUAGAAGCUACUGCCAGACCUGCAGAGCCCAUAUGAACCACUACAGGAUGACCAGCUGAGUCAUGCAGGAAACGCAUCCUUCAACGCACUCAUUCUCUGACUUGGAAGUAGAUGUGAAAGCCUGUGCCAAUUCUGUGAAGCUCUUCACACAGCAAAAAGCAGGAAGGUCUUAGGUUAGCUGCUUUGGCUAAAGUGAAAGACGACGAUGUUUGUCUCAUAUGUGAAUGUGGAGUGGUCAUUUUCCGAAAGCAUAUUUUAAAUGCAGCUGCUGCAUUUAAACGCUAAAAGGAGGACAUCCACUCCCUGUGCUUUUAAACAUUUCCACUGAUAAUUCAGUACCACAGAGUUAAGUUCACUUUAAUUGGCCACUAUCUCAGCACGAAGCUGUGAAGAACAGAGCACUUUGCUGCGUGGGCCACUGCAUCUUAACUGAUGCAAACACAAAACGCCAAGACUGAAGAACUUUGCCUGCUGAUAUACAUUGUCUGCUCCAUAUAUGCACAAAUAUGCUUUAGUUUCCAAUUAGCAUUCCAAGCUAACCUUACUUAGUUCUGUGAUUGUAAUUGAACUGUUAACUCAAGUUUAGUGCACUUCAGAAGUGUUAAGUUAAAGCGUUCCUCUGUUGUAACUUCUCCCAUUUUUAUGGGAAAGCAAUGUUUAUGUGUAACUAGUUCAUUUAGAGGGCUGUAACAUCAGUGUGUGCAAGUAAUCAGAGGUACAUCAGGUACCAGCAGUCAAUUUUCAACAACCUCAUUGGCAUUUGUGUCGAUAUUUUUGUGUACAGUAUUGUUCUGCCUGAUAGUAGCACCGACACCUGUUGUGAUCUUUUUUUUUUUUUUAUAUUUUGUAGUAGCAAGCAGUUUAACUAUUGGGUUUCUACAGUAUAUCUUACAUUAACUGAUAAGUGCAAAACUUUUUCAGUAUGUUUUACGACUUAGAGAUUCUUAUUUAAUUUCUUGAAUGCUAUUGAGGAAGGAACCUGUGGCUUGAGAUGGUUAAUUAGUUUUAAGUCUUAAACAUUGGAAGUGUUCGGAGUGUCUGUCAGUUAUUAGCGGAGUUUGAUGGUGCAAUGUGCCAUGUCACGGAAAUGAAAGUGUUACCUGCUCAUCGUAGUGAACAUGAGUAGUUUAUAUUGAAACCUGGCCAAUCCAUUUUCGAGCAUGUCAAAUACCUCAACCAAUCACAUGCUCUCUUACUUUUAUUUCACCAGAACAGUUUUGCGCGUAUUAUGGUUUCGUAAAUCAGUACCUAACGGUGAAUCGAGUGCCUCUGUGUUGAAUUCCCACUGGGCAAAUUAUCAGAAUUAUCUUUUCUUUUUCUUUUUUUUUGGCCAAUAUGCAGUGUAAUACUGUCCUGCCGUAAUUACUGACAACAGGGAUCUGUGACUGAUUUACCCUUCCUUCUUUUUUUCCUGAGUUAACAUACAAACAGAUAUGGCAAAAAAGCAAGGUUGUGUAUAUAUAAGUGUGUACAGAUAUUCAGUCUUUGACCUUAAGUACAGACGGAUUCAGAUUUGUUGUAAAUGCUGUGCUAGAAAUCAAACUUGUAUUUUUGCAAUAAAGUUAUAUUGAGCUCCAGUCAGGAGCAGAAUGCUGUA